GAGGGGGGGGUGGAGUAAGCCUGCGGCCGUUAGGCCCCUCCCCGCGCCAGGCGCCGUGCCCGGAGGCGGGGCGGGGGCGUCUCCCGCCCGGGGUCCGGCUCCGCCCCGCCCCGCCACCUCACUUUUUCUCCUGGGGCUGGGGCUCUUGACCCUCGUCUGGCCAAAGAUGGCGCUGAGGGCAGUGUCUGCGCUGACGCUACGGCUCGGGUCCCCGAGCUCGGGGCUCCUUCGCUCAGGAACCUUUCUUCUCUGUGCUACUCAACACAGACUGGAAAAAAUGCCAAGUUCCAUAGGCUUCCCAGCAACAUCAAGAAGACCAUUUAGUAACCACCGAAUUCUAGUGGAUAUGGAUCAAACUCUGGGGAUUGCUACAGUGAAGUUGAAGAAUCCCCCAGUGAACAGCUUAAGUCUGGAAUUACUAACAGAAUUUGCAAUAAGCUGGGAGAAACUGGAAAAUGAUAAAAGUUGCAAAGGUGUCAUCUUAACAUCCAGCAACCCCAGAGUCUUCUCUGCUGGCCUGGAUAUUACUGAAAUGUGUGGAAAGAAUGAAGCACACUACGCUGAGUAUUGGAGAGCAGUACAAGAGCUGUGGCUGAAGCUGUAUGAGUCCAACAUGGUGGUGGUAGCAGCGAUCAAUGGAUCCAGCCCUGCUGGAGGCUGCCUAAUGGCCUUAGCUUCUGACUACCGAGUCAUGGCCGACAAUCCCAAGUAUACCAUCGGUCUGAAUGAAACGCAGCUGGGCAUUGUGGCGCCCUUCUGGUUUAAAGAUACCCUUAUAAACACCAUUGGGAACAGAGCUGCAGAGAGUGCCCUUCAGCGGGGGUUGCUCUUCUCUCCUGCUGAUGCCCUCAAAAUAGGCUUUGUGGAUCAGAUAGUGCCAGAAGACAAGGUGCAGAGCACAGCUCUCAGUGUGGCGUCUGAGUGGCUGACAGUUCCAGCCCAUGCUCGGCAGCUUACCAAAACCAUGAUGAGAAAACCUACUGCCCUUCGGCUGUUGAAACAACGAGAAGCAGAUAUUCAGAACUUUGUGAGCUUUAUAUCCAAAGACUCCAUCCAGAAGUCUCUGCAUAUGUAUUUAAAGAUGCUUAAACAACGGAAAGAGUAAAGGUUCAGGCUCCUGACACAGGACGUGUAGCUGGGGACACUGAAGCAAAGCCAUGUGCAAACCCUAUAGGCCUUUCUUUGGGUAGCUGUAGGUUUUUAGAUCAAAAUAUCUUUCAAGAUAAAAUUAAAUUUAAUUAUUUGUUCUUAGUUUGUUGAUCUUUCAGAAGAUCUGUCCCCUUUAUCCUGAUAUCCCAAAGGUAUCCUUCCUCUCUUCCCAUCAGUGCUUUUUGUCCUCUCACCCUCACCCCACCCCACCCCACAUACACCUAGAAGGUGCUUGGGUAGGUUCUGAAGAAACUUGGCUGAUGAUGUGGAAAGGAAGUCUUGUGUUCCUGAGCAGCACUUUACCUGGGAAUCAUGAGUAGUGGGCUUACUGGAAAUAAAACUCCCUUGCUAAGGGCCCUCCUUUGCUCAAAGUCGAGAAUUGUGAAUAAAAGUCCUAAGAUUUUUUUUUGCUCCCCAGCCUCAGGGCUGCCUGGUUGCUAGUGGUGAGAGAAGCAGUUCCCCAGGUAACCAGUGAGCUGCAAGGAGCACUUCCCUAUUCCCCCUGUAUAUACUCAGGGUGGAAGCAUGUUUUCUUUACCAAUAAGACUUUUCAAAUAAAGAACUUUUCAGGAUU
Molecule: messenger RNA, 1723 nt
Organism: Trichosurus vulpecula (common brushtail)
Lineage: Eukaryota; Metazoa; Chordata; Mammalia; Diprotodontia; Phalangeridae
Gene: ECI1
Product: enoyl-CoA delta isomerase 1
Exons: 7
Coding region: 167-1105 (312 amino acids)
Biological process (GO): fatty acid beta-oxidation
Cellular component (GO): mitochondrion
Molecular function (GO): enoyl-CoA hydratase activity
Source: RefSeq, a predicted model, not a curated record